GGAAUUCCCGUUUUCAAACCCUCAAUGGACGAGUUUGCAGACUUUGAAGGAUUCAUGACGAAGAUCGAAUGCUGGGGACUGCGGAGCGGUAUCGUCAAAGUCAUCCCGCCCAAAGAGUGGACCGAUGCAUUGCCGUCCUUAAAGGAGCAAUUAGCUAAUGUCAAGAUAAAGUCACCCAUCGAGCAACAUAUGCUGGGUCGUGGUGGUUUGUUUCGGCAGGAGAACAUUGAGAAACGUCGUAUAAUGAGUGUACGAGAGUGG
Molecule: messenger RNA, 261 nt
Organism: Serpula lacrymans var. lacrymans S7.9
Lineage: Eukaryota; Fungi; Basidiomycota; Agaricomycetes; Boletales; Serpulaceae
Exons: 2
Biological process (GO): chromatin remodeling
Cellular component (GO): nucleus
Molecular function (GO): histone H3K36 demethylase activity; histone H3K9 demethylase activity
Source: RefSeq, a predicted model, not a curated record